AUGCCCAAAAAUCUUCUGCUGAUUUUGCUGAUCUUGGGAUUCUGCCGCGCGGCGGCUCAAGACGCGGAGCUUCCGCUUCUCGCCGAGCUCGUCAAUCCCGCACAACACUAUCAGUUGCGCGACAUUUUGUCGACGAUUUUCGAUUUGGAUACGAUUCAGGCGGCUGCGGAUUCCGCGAGCGUUUCCGCGGGUGACUCGCGGCAGAAGCCCGAGUAUACGGACAGGUUGAGCAGUAUUUCGGAGCUGAAUCGGGGGAAAAGGUAAGCGGAUUACUGUAGGGUUACUGUAGAGCUUCAUUUUGAUACCAAAUAUGACUAGGAAUUUUUAGAUUAAGAAAAUUUUAUUUUUAAUCUUCAAAAAAUUUUGCCACGUGGAAAACGUGUACUGUAAUUGUUGAACUUCGAAUUAUGAUCACAAAAUUGUCUAGGGCUACUGUAGAGCUUUAUUUCAAUACCAAAAAUGACUAGAGUUGGGUUACUGUAGACUUCUAGGCCUAGAUUACUGUAGAUCUCUGAUCGAAAAAGUCUUGCCACGUGGCAAAUGAGUACUGUAAUUUUUGAAAUUUCAAAUUUUUAGUCCAAAUAUGUCUAGGACUACUGUAGAUUAUCUCAACUUCUUUAAAAAUCUGAAAUUCUAGAUUCAAAAAAUUUCCAAAAAAUUUUACGUUUCAAAAAUUUGUGAAAAUUGCAAAUUUUCCAAUCAUUCGAUUGUUGUACAAAUUCCUACAUUCAAAAUUACCGUACUCAUUUGCCACGUACCUAGUCAUAUUUGGUAUCAAAAUAGAGCUCUACAGUAGCCCUGGACAAAAAUCAAUACAGUAUUGCCACGUCAUAACUCGAUGUUUUUAGAAAUCUCCUCUUCCAAGGUGACAUUCAUCUAUCACGCGAUCAUUUGGCUAAUAUUGUUCGUGAGCAACUAAAUCACAAGAGGAAAAAGCGCACGGCAUUUCGAAAUUCUCAAUAUCCUCAUACAAUUUGGAAACCCCAUGUUCCCUACACGUUUCACAAGAGUUUGAGUAAGUCCUGACAAGUAGCCGCGCCUUGAGAGUGUUUGUAUCAAGGAGCUGCGCCUUGUGAACACCUCUGUCAAGGAGCCGCGCCUUGCAAGUGUUUAACUCAAGGAGCCGCGCCUUGUGAGCUCUCAAACCACAAAUUUCCAGCCCCAAAAGCUCGUGCAUCUCUGGAAGCCGCCAUUCAAUUUUGGCACCAAAACACUUGUGUGAAUUUCAAAGUUCGGACGACGGAAAAAGUCUAUUUGGCCAUGUCUGGCCAGGAAGACGGAUGUUGGAGUACUGUGGGCCGGGAUGAAGCUCAGGGUGCGCAGAUUUUGAAUAUUGGAAAAGGUUGUGAGAUGGUGAGUGAAAGUUAUUUGAAAGAAGUUAGGGUAACUCUGGACCUAGCGGGCAAUUUUGAAAAUUAAUAGCACCUAGAGAUUCAGCGCGAAAUUUUGAUCUAGAAGCAUUUCUGAGAUUUUUGAAAAUUUCAAAAUUUUGAAAAAAGGUGACCCCCCUCUAUAAAAGUUAAGGGGGGGGGGUCACAUUUUCCGGAAACAGGCGGAAUCAUGAAAAAACAAUAGCACCACGAGAAUCAGCGUGAAAUUCUGAUCUGGAAACAUCUACAAAACCCAAAUGGUGGAACUGGUAACACGGCUGCCUAUUGAGUUGAGGGUCACAGGUUCGAACCCACCUCGGAACUAUUUUUUUUGAAAAUCAUAGUUUCCCGGGUCAGAAUUUUGUGCUGAAUCUUGUAGUGAGAUUUAUUUUGCUAGAAAAUGUAAGAUACUUAGGCUAACUCCAAAAUCAUUGGAGCUAGAAGAAUUCUGAGAUUUGGAAGUGAAUCAAUGCAAAAUUUUGAUCAUGAAACUCCUCUUAAACUCGAGAAAAUCUUACAUAUGAGAUGAGAUGGUGCAACUGGUAGAAGGUCUGCCUAUUGAGCUAAGGGUCAGAGGUUCGAACCCACCUCGGAACUAUUUAUAGUUUCCCGGGUCAGAAUUUUGUGCUGAAUCCAGUGAAAACAUCCAGAAUAAUCGCAAAGCCCCACCUUUUUGCAGUUCGGCGUAACAUCCCACGAACUCGCACACGCUCUCGGCCUCUUCCACGAGCAAUCCCGAUACGAUCGCGAUUCCUACGUGCAAAUCAUCAAAUCCCGCAUCGCCAGGCAAAACUUCUACGAUUUUGCGAUCGUCGGACCAAGCAACAUGGAUACCUAUAAUGAGAUUUAUGAUAUUGGAAGUGUUAUGCACUAUAGGCCGACUGAAUUCAGUCAAGAUGGAGGAAAUACGAUAAAUGCGAAUGAUGUGAAUAUGCAGGGAACUAUGGGACAAUUUCGGGGACCGAGUUUUUUGGAUGUUAAGAAGAUUAAUAAGCAUUAUGAGUGUGAUAGUGAGUUUUGAGAGGGGGACGGGUUAACAUUUGACACGUGGCAGGUUAGGGCUGCUGUAGAGCUUCAUUUUGAUACCGAAUAUGACUAGGCACGUGGCAAAUGAGUACGGUAAUUUUGAAAUUCGGAAUUUGUACAACAAUCGAAUGAUUUGAAAAUUUGCAAUUUUCACAAAUUUUUGAAACGUAAAAUUUUCUGGAAAAAAUUUUUUUUGAAUCGAGAAUUUCAGAUUUUUAAAGAAGUUUAGAUAAUCUACAGUAGUCCUAGACAUAUUUGGACUAAAAAUUUGAAAUUUCAGAAAUUACAGUACUCAUUUGCCACGUGGCAAGACUUUUUCGAUCAGAGAUCUACAGUAAUCUGGGCCUAGAAGUCUACAGUAACCCAACUCUAGUCAUUUUUGGUAUCAAAAUAAAGCUCUACAGUAGCCCUAGCCAAUUAUUUUUUGCUUAUUUUGACUUCGAAAAUUGAAAUAUAAAAUCUCAUGCUACAAUUUGCCACGUGUCAAAAAAUUGGUCAAGAAAAAUCCCUCAGAGGCUAACAUGAGCAAUGUUUUUUCUCCAUCUCAAAAAUGCUCUAAAUUUUCGGCCAUAACAUGAGCAAUGCCCCAAAUUUCCUACAAAAUAUGAGCAAUGCUCGAAAAAAAAUGUUUCAAGUUCAUCCAGUUGUUAACAUGAGCAAUGCUCUGAUUUUCCGGAAUAUUUUGGUCAACAAAAAUUCUGGGGUUUCUAGCAUGAGCAAUGCAUCAAUUUUUCAAAAAAAAAAUCCACGUUGAUUUUCCACAUAAAAAUGUUUUUACCAUGAGCAAUGUAAAAAUUUUUCUAGAAUUUACUAUUUAAAAAUUACAAGCAAGGAUUUAAUUUUCCUCAGAGGUUAACAUGAGCAAUGCUAUAAUUUCACCCGAAAAUUUUCGAAUUUCGGGUCCAGAAAAUACAAAUUUUCAUCUCUAGCAUGAGCAAUGCUCCAAAUUUCCUACAGAAAUCUGCAAAAACGCUCUAAAAUGUGCCAACGGCGGCUACCAACACCCGCGAAAAUGCGAUCAAUGCAUUUGUCCAACCGGAUUUGGUGGCAAAACUUGCGACGAUAUCGACGUGGCAAAUCCGGCAAAAUGCCGUGGAGUUUUGACAGCCAGUGAGGAGCAGCGGAAAUUUACGAUUAACAUUAAGCCUAAGGCUACGGCUAAGGGCAUAAGACAGUGUAAUUAUCACAUACAGGUUGGUUUUCGGGAAAAAAAUUGGGUAUUUUUGAUACCAAACAUGAGAUGUUCAUAUUGAAAAUGCCACGUCAUAGCUUUAAAAAAAUUUUGGACUCAAUCACAUUUUUUCAGGGCAGAAUGCCACGUCAUAAGCUUGAUUUUACUCAGAACAGUUUUCGAAAUGGGUAUCGUUUUUCCACACACAUCACAAAUUUUAUCACACAUUUUUGAAACGUAAUUUUUUUGGGAAAUUUUUUUGCAAUUGAAAAUUUUGGAUUUUUCUCAGGUGAUUGUGGUCUACAGUAAGCCUGGGCUAAAUUCACAGUUGAAAAAAAUUACCGUACUCAUUUUUUGCCACGUCAUGACUUGUUCAUAGUCAUAUUUGAUAUCAAAAUGAAGCUUUACAGUAGCUCUACAGUAAUCCGGGCCGCAAAAAUCUACAGUAACUCAAACAUAGUCAAACUUGGUAUCAAAAUGAAGCCCUACAGUAGCCCUAGCCAAGUCUGUUCUCAGAAAACUACAGUACUCGUUUUCUACGUGGCAAAAUUUAAAAAAAUCCUACUCAUAUUUGAUAUCAAAAUGAAGCCCUACAGUAGCUCUACAGUAAUCCGGACCGCAAAAAUCUACAGUAAUCCAACCAUAGUCAAAUUUGGUGUCAAAUUAAAGCCCUACAGUAGUCCUACAGUAAUCCACAUCUGCAAACCUACAGUAACCCAAACCUAGUCAUAUUUGGUAUCAAAAUGUAGCUCUACAGUAACCCUAACCUGCCACAUGUCAAAUUUCCAGGCUCCCGAAGGCAAAAAGAUCGUGAUCUACCUCGAUUCAGUGAUCGGAAACUGUGUGCAAGGUUGCUACGAAGAAGGUGUCGAGCUGAAAAUGUACGCUGACAAAACUGUGACCGGCGCCAGAUUUUGCUGCAAACUCAAAAAGCCGCAGAUCCUGGUCUCGCAGACGAAUCUGGUCCCGAUUAUUCUGAUGGCCGGGAAAGCUCAGGCUUUUGUGCAGCUCAGAUAUUCCUAUGGUAAGCUGAGAUGAGCUGAAAUUUUCAAAUUUUCAGCCAAAAAUUUCGAAUUUCAGUCGAUUCCCCGCUAUCCCGAAGUCCAAUCUCAGCUUCGCAAUCAAUUUCUCAAACCUCGCAACCAUCUUCAAAUUUCCAAUCGAAAUUCGAGGAUUUGAAAAUCGAUAGUGAGAAAAUUCGACAGGAUCAUCUGAUUUCGCAGAAUGCGACGACGACGAAUUCGAGCGAUUUUGAAGAGCUAUAUAGGAAAUCACUUUUUUGA
This is a messenger RNA of Caenorhabditis angaria, 4850 nucleotides long. Lineage: Eukaryota; Metazoa; Nematoda; Chromadorea; Rhabditida; Rhabditidae. The record is from the annotation of a GenBank genome assembly.